Messenger RNA from Saccharomyces kudriavzevii IFO 1802, 480 nucleotides. It is a transcript of the gene SNF11, whose product is annotated as Snf11p. Bases 1 to 480 code for a protein of 159 amino acids. The transcript has a single exon. Lineage: Eukaryota; Fungi; Ascomycota; Saccharomycetes; Saccharomycetales; Saccharomycetaceae. The record is from RefSeq and is a predicted model, not a curated record.
AUGAGCAGCGACAUCGCCUACUCGAAUGUAAACACUACCGUUGGUAAUGAGAAUCCCAAUCCCAAUCCCAGCGUCAGCGUCAGCGCCAGCGCAGAUGCAAGCGCAGGCGCAAACGCAAAUACAGAGCUGAACCUCCCCACGGUGGACGAACAAAGACAAUAUAAAGUACAACUGCUACUGCACAUCAAUAGCAUACUCCUUGCGAGAGUCAUUCAGAUGAAUAACAGCUUGCAGAACAACCUACAGAAUAACGUAAAUAAUAGCAACAACGACAACAUCAUCAGGAUACAGCAGCUUAUAUCUCAGUUCCUCAAAAGAGUCCAUGCGAAUCUCCAAUGCAUAUCUCAGAUAAACCAAGGCGUCCCCUCAGCGAAACCGAUAAUCCUCACCGCUCCUCAAUUGGCCCAUCAGCAACAGCCUCCGCAGGAUAUUCUCGCUAAACUCUAUCUCCUUUUAACAAGAGUGUUCGAGAUAUGGUAG